This is a messenger RNA of Heteronotia binoei (common prickly gecko), 3212 nucleotides long. RefSeq names its product zinc finger protein 22-like. Bases 290 to 1303 code for a protein of 337 amino acids. Lineage: Eukaryota; Metazoa; Chordata; Lepidosauria; Squamata; Gekkonidae. The record is from RefSeq and is a predicted model, not a curated record. Gene Ontology annotation, biological process: regulation of transcription by RNA polymerase II. The transcript has 2 exons. Gene Ontology annotation, molecular function: RNA polymerase II cis-regulatory region sequence-specific DNA binding; DNA-binding transcription factor activity, RNA polymerase II-specific.
GCUUGCACCGCCUCCCCUCCCCCAGUGCCAGCUCCAUUGUGGCCCGAGCAGAAGAGAGCCCGACCCUCGCCUUCUCCCGUGCUCCGCUCAGGUGUGCAGCGGCUGCGAGCGCGGGGACUUUGUGGAUCGGUGGCAGGCCCCUCGUAGCUCGUCAAGGGAGCCCGAGAUGGCCUGGAACAGAGCUGCGGAACACAGGGAGUGACUGCAGUUAAGCAAAGGAACAAGCAAGUCAGCAUACGGGCAAAAGGUAGAAACAUCAGCACCUUGAUACAGAAGGAAGCUGCCUACAAUGUCUCCAAAGAGAGCUAAAGGAACUGUUCCUCAGGCUCUCGCCCUAAGGAGGACCUUCAAGAGUAAGGCUGGAGGGCAGUUGCCAAGUUUUGCAGAGGAGAGAGUAAACAAAAAUAAACCCACACAUUGUGGGAGCAAGCGCAAAAACACCGCUGUCCCCCUGAAGACUUACACAGGAGAGAAGCCCAACGUCUGCAUCGAGUGCGGAAAGAGCUUCUCGCAGCGCUCAGAUCUGCUCAGCCACCGAAGAGUCCACAAGGGAGAGAAGCCCUACCGGUGCCUUGACUGUGGGAAAAGCUUCUGGAGGAACUGGGAUCUUAGUCGACACCAGCAAAAACACCUGGAAGAGCGCACCUGCGUUUGCGCAGACUGUGGGGAGAGCUUUGCUGACCCAUCAGCUUUAGCCCAGCACCAGAGAGCCUACAUGGAGGACAAACCCUGCCAGUGCAUUGACUGUGGGAAAACAUUCAGUCGCAGCUCUCACCUGAAGCAUCAACCGAGGGCCCCGCUGGAAAAGCCACAGGGGAAGAGCAGCCAGCGUGAUAAGCCUAGCAAUGUUUUCAGGACCACUAGGAAACACAAAGGGACAAAAGUCUCCAAAAGACGGGCUUCCUCUGCCUUGGAGAUCCCCAACACCUGCAAGGAAUGCUGGCAGACUUUCAGCCAGAACUCAGAUCUGGUCAAGCACAUGCGCAUCCACACUGGGGAGAAACCCUAUGCGUGCAACUACUGUGGGAAAUGCUUCAACGUCAGCUCCAACCUGAUCAGGCACAAGAGAAUCCACACAGGGGAGAAGCCCUACACCUGUUCCGACUGCGGGAAAAGCUUCACCGACAAAUCCACCCUCACCCAGCACAACCGCAUCCACACGGGGGAGAAACCCUACACGUGCACUUACUGUGGGAAAAGCUUCAGCCGCAGCUCCCAUCACAAGAGACACCAGCGAACCCACACAGGGGACAGCUCCCUCUCCUUCCUUCCCCUGUGGCCUUACCCAACUCAGGCGUGUUAAUGGAAGCAGAUGGGAUGAAAGGGGUGCUGGGAAAGGAUACUGGGGGAGAAAGUGCUGGGGAACAGUGGCUGGAGAGAGGGAGGGAGCUUCAUAACUGGGUCGAUGAGGUGCAGAUUGCUUCCUAAGUAGGGUGGGGGGGGAGGAAAUUUACUCAAUGGUUAAGUGGGAGAAUAACAAGUAGGUUAGUUUAGUACCUGACCUGGAUGGCAUAGGCUAGUCCAGUCUUGUCAAAACUCAGAAGCUAAGCAGGGUCGGCCCUAAUUAGUAUUUGGAUGGGAGACCAACAAGCAAGCCCAGAGUCACUGUGUGGAGGCAGGCAGGGGCAAACCACCUCUGUUUGUCUCAUGCCUUGAAAACCUUGCAGGGACACCAGAAGUCGGCUGCAACUUGAAGGCACUUUCCACCACCACCAGGUUAGUUAGAUUCAUGUCCAGGAGACCUUCGAGAGCAACAAGAGUUUCUGGGUAUAAACUUUUGAGAGUCAAAGCUCCAUUAGUUAGACACAAGUAGAAAUGGCAGCAGGGGUAUGCAAGCACUCAUUACUUUUUGUGUUAUGGCUUUGUGUGGCAGGAGCUAUGUAUACUCCAGUUCCUAGUGAUAGCUGCAUACAGAUUGCCAGAAACAGCAAAACAAGACAUCUCACUGAACAGUUUCAACCCGUUUCACAGCAAACUUCACCAGUGUGUGCUCAAUGCAGGAUCAGCCAAGAGCAUCCCUGACCAGUGUUUGUCCAGCCACUGUUUAAAAAGUGAGGGGGAGCUCACCACCUCCCCAGGAAGCCGAUUCCACUUUUAAACAACUCUUACUGUAAAAGUUCUUCCUAAUAUCCAGCUGGUACCUUUCUACCCUUAAUUUAAGCCCAUUGUGAGUCCUCUUCUCUGCUGCCAGUGGGAACAGCUCCCUUCCCUCCUCUAAGGGACAGCCCUUCAAAUACUUAAGAGAGCAAUCAUGGUCCCCCUCAGCCUCCUCUUCUCCAGACUGAACAUUCCCAAGUCCCUCGGCUUUUCCUUGUAGGGCUUGAACUCCAGGUUUCCAACUUCACAUGUGUAAUCCAGUAAGGCCAUUUCUGUGAAAAAACAAAAGCACCAUCCUGGGGGAAGUAUCAGCUGAUGAUGACUCAAGCAAAUGAGCUGCAGAGGAAAAACAAAAUGGCCUCCGAGUGACUAUAUGAUGUGUUCAGGAAUUAAAAUCUACACCUUGUGUACCAAGACAGAAGAGACCUGCUAGCAAGUAGAACUGGACACUGAAUCCCUUGCUCUUGUAGAUGAGGCACUUCCUACAUUGUUUCACACAAUAUUUAAACAAGCCCUUACUUUGUUAUCCUUGGAACAGGGGGAGGUAUCCAUCCUCCACCCCAGAUCUGAUCAAAUCACAAAGCUGCAUGUGGAAGAGAUGUGAUUUCACUCUGAGCUUGAGGGAGUUUUUGAUUUCACCAGGACAUUCAGUGCACCAAAGGUGAACGAGAAAACAUAUUCCUGCAUGUGUGCAUCUCUUUGGCUGAUGGAUGACUUUCCUAAGAACGAGGUGUUCAGUCACGACAAGAUAGGUCCAGUUGGCUUUAUGGCUGUGAUUGUGCUACCAAAUUUAAACUGAAUUUGGAUUUCAGCUUUUCACAACCCUGUGCCGUGUUUUUUCACAUUCCUGAGACUCUGAGUUUUUAAAUUUAAAAGGUUCUGGCCUUCAAGGCGGGGUUUUGUGCUGUUUUGUGAAGAAAUGUAAAGGCACUUGGAAGCUAAGCAGGGGAUGCUCAAGAAAACUGCUAACACUAGAAAAGCUCCCCUUGCCAAAUCUGAGUGGCAUAUGCAGCCCAGAAUACUUCCCAUAAUUCUUUGCAGAACAAUGGGGGCCCAGAUAUGUUAAAGACAUCAAAGUGGUGAAAGUUCCCAUAAGCUAAAAAUGGUAUAAAAUC